UUUUGUUGGUUUAACUACGUGCUGCUAGUGACGCCAUCAAAACAUUAACAACUCUAGGUGUUUACGACUAUCACGCAUGAAAGUUUUUAUAUAUUUAGGAUCGAACGUUGAAAUCCGUGUCUCACAUCAAACACCUGGUUUGGUGAACGACGUGUGUUGACGGCUUGAAUGGUUUUCACGAUCCGUCAAUCAGAAGCAGGACUCAGUUCACGGGUUGCAAACGGAACUUCGGCGGUUCUGCAGGACCAUCUCGACCGUUCACUGAGUGAAAGCACCUCAACACCUGAAGCGCUUCUGGACGACAGUGAUGGCUGAACUUGAGGAGACCCUGGAGCGACUCAGUAACCAGAAAGGAGUGCAGGGUAUCAUUAUCGUCAACACUGAGGGAGUGCCCAUCAGGUCCACGCUAGACAACGCCACCACAGUCAAGUAUGCGGGACUCAUCCAUCAGCUGAUACGAAAGGCUCGCAGCACCGUCCGGGAGCUGGACUCGCAGAAUGACCUCAACUUCCUGCGCGUCCGAUCCAGGAAGAACGAGAUCAUGAUCGCAUCAGAUAAAGAGUACUUCAUGAUCGUGAUCCAGAACUCUUCUGAGUGAGACGACAAGGUUCCGGCCUCAGAGGUCUGCGUGGAGAUGCUUCAGACUACAGAUGUGUGAAACCACUUCCAGUGUAGCUCACUUUUGUAAUGACAAAAUAAAUGAACGCUGAGGAGAGUCAAACGAGUCACGU
This is a messenger RNA of Synchiropus splendidus (mandarinfish), 731 nucleotides long. RefSeq names its product dynein light chain roadblock-type 1-like. Gene Ontology annotation, molecular function: dynein intermediate chain binding. Gene Ontology annotation, biological process: microtubule-based movement. Lineage: Eukaryota; Metazoa; Chordata; Actinopteri; Syngnathiformes; Callionymidae. The record is from RefSeq and is a predicted model, not a curated record. Gene Ontology annotation, cellular component: cytoplasmic dynein complex; cytoplasm; centrosome. The transcript has 5 exons. Bases 308 to 598 code for a protein of 96 amino acids.